AUGCAUUACCAACCCAUCUGGUACUUCGCCUACGGGUCGAAUCUCGCCCGCUCCAUCUUCACCGGCACCCGCAAGAUCAUCCCCCUCGCCACCAAAUCCGUCUCCAUCCCCGGCUGGACUCUCGUCUUUGAUAUUGGCGGUUUGCCAUACAUCGAGCCUGCGUUUGCCUCUAUUCAGCCUGUUUCGGGUCCAUCAAUUGGGAAAGGGGACCUUGAGAAGAAUGCUCCGGUGACAGCUCCGACGGUCGAAGGCGUCGCGUACCUCGUGACGCCUGCGCAAUUGCGCUCGAUCAUGGCGUCGGAGGGCGGUCUCUAUGCGUAUCGCCGGGUGGUGCUCCGUGCGCGUCCGCUAGACUCGCUAGAUGGGGAUGCGUCUGGAAUGGCCGUUGUUACACUCGUGACGGGUGAGGGUCGUACGCCGGCUGGGGUGCCGAGUCGGCGGUAUAUGGACCUCAUCACAACCGGCUCCGGAGAACAACACCUCUCCCACCCGUAUCAAACCUAUCUCUCUACCCUCCCGUCGUAUCAGCCUCCAAUCAGGGAUCACUCCCCCUGGCAAUGGUUCGGAGCGCAGCUCUUUCUGCUUUUCUGGCUUCCUCUGUACAAAGUCCUGCAGUGGUUGCUCGAAAUGACGGGGAAUAUGGAUCCCGGGGGCCAUGCGCCGGAGGGGUUGUGUGUCCUGGUAAGGACGAUCAACGCUGUGAUGUGGUUUUGGCAUGAUCGGGUGCAUUCGAGGGUUUGGGGGAGGGGGGAUGGUCUACUUUAG
Messenger RNA from Aspergillus campestris IBT 28561, 765 nucleotides. It is a transcript of the gene gliK, whose product is annotated as gamma-glutamyl cyclotransferase gliK. Lineage: Eukaryota; Fungi; Ascomycota; Eurotiomycetes; Eurotiales; Aspergillaceae. Gene Ontology annotation, molecular function: gamma-glutamylcyclotransferase activity. The transcript is spliced from 3 exons. The record is from RefSeq and is a predicted model, not a curated record. Bases 1 to 765 code for a protein of 254 amino acids.